GGUGUUGGAAUCUUCUGAACAGGAGCACGAACACGCUUCGUUAGAUCAAUAUUCUAUAAAAUACCAAAAAAUGGUACAGAAAAUCAAAGUAGAGCGACCGUCCACCGAUGAUGAUACAGGCUCCGACAGCGACGUUCCGUCGACUCCACUAGCCGCUUCCACUCAGCGAUCACCGCUGAAAGCCGAACGCCAUGCCGAUAGCAGCAACAGCAGCAGUGGGUCGACCUCCGGCGACGACGACUCCGAAGACUACCAACCGGCCUCCCAAGAGCGCAUCGCCAGUCCCGUCGAUCCGGAACGGUCCGGCGCCACAAUGGACAAGUACUUUUCCAAAUUCCCAUACGUCCGGCCAAGCAAGAAAAAGUACUGCGUCGACGUUGAUUUGACCGACCCGGAUGACGAGGUCUGGAUUGUUCGCUGCCCGGCUUCGGUGGACGCGAAGAAGUUGCUGCUCGGUGCUAAAUUUGAGGAGUGUCGGUUUGGCCAAGCGAGUAAAAUAAAAUCAACGCUCAAAGGUCAACCACCGAUGGAGGGCUUCGCCGUUGAAAACACAAGCCGGAAGCCGGUUGUAGUUUUGUCCGGGAACGAAUUCAAAUCUUUUAUCCCCGAGGGAACAAUUCAAAUUCGCGACGUGCUCAAAAGCAACACAGCUUCAAUGAAACAGGAAGGCGCUCCACUCCCAGAAGAUGAAGACGAUUCCGUUCCGUACCCGGAAAACCUCCGCGAUCGCCACCCACUUCUCGGUUUAAAUUACAAAACAGCACUCAAACUGCCGAAAAAGGUCAAGAAAUCCCUUUCGUUGGCCCAGCAACGUGCAGAGGCGUGCUAUCUGCAGCAGGAAGAAAAAGCGGCCAAAGAACCGAAAAGCAGCAGUUCGCCGUCGAAGAAGAAGAGGAAACGCAAGGCUUCAGACCAUUCGGGCGAUGAAAUGAUGAUCCCGGUGGAGCAGAUCAAGCAAGAGGUCGAUGUGGUGCCGUCGCCCGCGAGGAAAAAGGUCAAGAAGGAGAAGAAGGUUAAGGGGGAACCGGCGGUGGAGGACGAUUUGUCCUGGUUGCACAACAUCUGAGCUUGCGAAUGGGUUGAACUGUAUCAAUACAAAAGCAAUUCGUUGAAUUU
Culex quinquefasciatus (southern house mosquito) is the source of this 1116-nucleotide messenger RNA. RefSeq lists its product as uncharacterized. NCBI's taxonomy places the organism in Eukaryota, Metazoa, Arthropoda, Insecta, Diptera, Culicidae. The coding region runs from base 71 to 1066 and encodes 331 amino acids. The transcript has 2 exons. The record is from RefSeq and is a predicted model, not a curated record.